Penicillium chermesinum is the source of this 2511-nucleotide messenger RNA. Its product is annotated as SH3 domain protein. Gene Ontology annotation, biological process: protein ubiquitination; ubiquitin-dependent protein catabolic process; mitotic cell cycle checkpoint signaling. The record is from RefSeq and is a predicted model, not a curated record. The coding region runs from base 1 to 2511 and encodes 836 amino acids. Gene Ontology annotation, cellular component: nucleus. Gene Ontology annotation, molecular function: protein binding; ubiquitin-protein transferase activity; metal ion binding. The transcript has 3 exons. Lineage: Eukaryota; Fungi; Ascomycota; Eurotiomycetes; Eurotiales; Aspergillaceae.
AUGUCUCUUCAGCCUGGGCUGGCCGGUCUGGAGAAAGAGCUGGGAUGCUCGAUCUGCACCGAGCUCCUCUACCAGCCCCUCACUCUCCUCGACUGUCUCCAUACAUUCUGCGGAUCAUGUGUGAAGGAAUGGUUCUAUGCACAGGGUUCCCGCCGCCAUUCGAGCUCUGCCCCGCGAUUCACUUGCCCAUCAUGCCGCGCGGAAGUGCGCGACACUCGUCCAAAUGCCACGGUGACAACUCUACUGGACAUGGUGCUGGCAGCCCAGCCAGACCGCGCCAGAAGUGAUGCUGAGAAGAAGGAGAUCGCUGAGCGAUACAAACCUGGGGACCCGGUGUUUCCUCCACUUCCGGCACAUGAGGAGACCUCGGAAGACGAGGCCGAUACGCGGUUGAUGAAUGAAGUGAGGGAUCUGAGCCUCCGCGAGAGUCGUGGACAGGCGCGGAGAGAUGGCCGCCGGAAUCCUAGUCGACAUGCAGACGAUUCUCAGCGCAGGAGUGAAGGAUCAGAGCGGCAGCAGCGACCGGCCCGGCAUAAUGACAGCGAACACAGCAGACGUAUUGAGCACCAAUCUAGCCUACGAUCACUACUCAGCCUAUCCUCCGAAACGGAGACUAUGGAAGAGGAAAUAUUGCGACAAAUUAUGGAGGAGGGGUUGUUGGACGAUGUCGACCUGGAGAACCUCGGGCCUAGACAGGAGGAGGAGCUUAGCGAACGUAUUGCUGACGCUUAUCGCCGGAGGCAUAUGCAACAGACGCAUGCCCGCCCAGAGCAACGCCGCCGACGGUCCCCCGGCGGCACCCCUAAUCCUCAUCCUCGGUCGCAAUCCGCCCGCAGGUCUGACGAAGUGAAUUCCACUGCUCGAGAAAGUCGCGAGGGUAACGACAGAAGACCUCCAGUAUCACGACCUCAUCUACUUGGCUCUGGGCCUUCUCCUCGCCCGACCAGGGGCCACCAACGGCGAAACUCCGAACAGACAAAUGGCCGGCGCACGUCACCCGUUGGCGUGAAUCCAGCAUCUAAUUCGGAUGACACGCUGCGGCCUGCCGUGAGAUCUGCCAGCGAUAUGACCGCAGAGCGCCCACGCAGCUCCCAGCCAGAGCGAUCACGAGCCGACUCUGCUCAUCGACCACGACGGGCUACAGAGUCAGAUCAGAACAUCUCAAAUAUAUGGAUGGCGGGGGGGGACGAGACCGUAGCUCUUCUCGAAACGCUGCCAGUAACCCUGCCGGUUCCAUUCCGGGAGAGCCCCCGCUUGGAUCGCCCUCAUCCCCUCUUGUUCCCGCUCGGUCUGAACGACGCCCAAGACCAUCCGCAAGACCCAGUACUCAUUACACGGAGCCGUCGAUAUCCUGCGACAGGCUGUUUGCAAUGGUCUGGCUUUGGGCCGUCCGCGGAGACAAUGUUCGAAUUGAUCAUUGCUUCCUCAAACGGUCGCCCCGCUCAUAUCACCGACCCUGGGCAUCUUCUAAGCUCCUUCAAAUACCAAAGGCCUCCCGAGAACGCCCAUGUGAUCGCCAGCGGGGAAAGAAGAACCAAUAGUAAUCCAUCCCGGCGUCUAGAGUCCGGGCUAUUCUGCGACAUCUGCCAGUCCUCGACCAACGAAUGUUACUGGAAAUGCAACCAGUGCAAUGAAGGUGACUGGGGCUUUUGCAAUCGAUGCGUCAACCAAGGCCGAUGCUGCACUCAUCCGUUGCUGCCGGUCCGACGCAUAGCGGGCGCUCCCCCAUCAUCUCCCUCUGGCGCAGCCACUGCCAUACUGUCCGCACCCGAGAAGGACAGUUACAAAAUCCUUUCAUUCUCCACAAACUGUGACAUUUGCACCUAUCCAAUUCCAGCCUCGGUCACCAGGUUUCAUUGCCUCCAAUGCAACGACGGCGAUUAUGAUGUCUGCACCAAUUGCUACCUGAAGCUCGUGGCCAACUCAAAAAUCAGCAAAGAAAAUGGCCACAGUGGCUGGCGCCGGUGUAUAGCCGGCCACCGAAUGAUCAUCGUUGGCUUUGAGGACCACGUGGAAGGCCAAAGGAGGGUAAUCGUGCGGAACCUCGUUGGCGGCCACGCUCUGAAGGAUGAGCAUGUCAACAGAUCCCCUGCGUCAUCCCCUGCAGUCGGCGGGCCUAUUACGUCCCCAGAUACGGCGGUUGCCCACUGGAGCUGGAAAGAAGGCCAAGGCCAAGAGCGUCGCAAGAAGGCCUCCCGUCUGCGGGGCCCUCUUGGCCUGUCAAAUGGAAGCAGCCCACAUCUACCAGACCAUUCGAGCCCAAAUUCACCGGUUGCCCCGACACCGCCUGCGCUGAGGCGGUUCCCACCAGACGGCGGUGUUGGGCUAAUCGUUCGUGCCAAGUGGUCAUUCUUCCCUGAAGAUGAGGUACAGGACGAGCUGCCGUUUCCACGGGGCGCUGAUAUUACGGAAGUUGACAUUAUUAAUGACGAAUGGUUCUGGGGCUGUUAUGCUGCUCGUACAGGACUAUUCUACGGGAAAUAUGUCGAGAUAAUUCGAAAUAUUGAGUAA